AGGGUUUCUCCCACAGCAGCGAUGCCAUAACCAAUGAGGAACUUCAGAGUAUCUCUGAGAUGAUCUACAAGGUAGAUAACAACAAAGCCCGCAAGGAAGACAUUGUCCUCAACAGUCAAAACCGCGUCUCCCCAUCAGAGACAGGAAACCAAGUGGAUCGCUGCCCAGAGCCGCUCUUCACUUAUGUCAACGAGCAGCUGUUCUCCAAGCCUACCUAUGCAGCUUUUAUCAACCUACUCAAUAAUUACCAGCGGGCCACAGGCCAUGGGGAGCACUUCAGUGCCCAACAGCUGGAGGAGCAGGCUGUCUUCCUCAGGGAGGUCAUGAAGACAGCUGUCAUGAAGGAGCUCUAUGGCUUUCUCCAUCAUCAAAACCGCUAUAGCUCUGAACAACAGUUCGUGGACGAUUUGAAGAACAUGUGGUUUGGGCUCUACUCAAGAGGCAGUGAAGAGAGGGAUUCGAGUGGCUUUGAACAUGUCUUCUCAGGCGAAGUGAAAAAGGGCAAGGUCACUGGCUUUCACAACUGGAUCCGCUUCUACCUGCAGGAGAAGGAGGGUCUGCUUGACUAUUACAGUCACAACUACGAUGGGCCUUGGGAUUCCUACCCAGAUGUCCUAGCUAUGCAGUUCAAUUGGGAUGGCUACUACAAGGAAGUGGGCUCAGCUUUCAUUGGCAGCAGCCCCGAGUUUGAGUUUGCCCUUUACUCCCUGUGCUUCAUCACCAGGCCAGGCAGAAAGUGCCACUUGAGCCUGGGUGGUUAUCCUUUGUCCAUCCAGACCUACACCUGGGAUAAGACCACCUAUGGAAAUGGCAAGAAGUACAUUGCCACAGCCUACAUAGUGUCUUCUACCCAAUAGAGCUUGCAUGCAGAUGGGUUAUGAGGGCAGAGGGUCAAGCUGGGUUCAGGUGCUAGUUGCUCUGUACUGGGGAGGGGAGGAAGGAGCCUGAGAAGAACCCCAAAGCCCAGUUUUAUGAAAGAGAUCUCAAAUCUAGAAAUGCCCAUGUGGGAGGAAAAAAAAUACAAUUAGGAAAAAAUGUAGAAAAUCAGCCAAAUCUUUGUCUUCUAUUUUAGCAACAUGAACUAGGAAAUAGAGGCCCUCUGCCUGGAAAAGGUAUCAGCCCUGGAGAGUUCUUUAAAGCAUAGUGGGGCCAUGAGCAAGUCCUUGGCCUCACAUUUCCCUAUAAUGUGAAGGGGAGGGGUCUUUCCCCUUUCCUGCUUGGGGUUUGGGGAGAAGGUGACUCAGACAGUAUUAUGACUGUGACGGCAUCUUUGGUUGUUCGUAAGAAGAACAGGGGGUAGAAAUUUGGGAUUUCCAAACAGCUGUCACUGCUCACAGCUCUGCAGCUGACUCAGCCUUGUGCUGGGCCCCAAGGAAGUGGGCCUUAGACCAAAGCAGAAGAGUCUUGGAGAAUCAAAUCUGUGACAGUGAAGUCAGGGGUUGGGCUGUAAGUGGGCUAGGGCAGGUGGCCCCUUGAUCCUAGAUGUCUGUGUGGCCACCUCAGCCACACACUUCUAGAAGUUUCCUGCUUGCAGAUGUUUAGUGCAGUUGCAGACAUGUUUUGAUCCCACAUAAUGCUUUGCUUUGCUUCGAAAGAAUACCCCUCACAGGAGGAAGACUGAACCUCAAAGGAACAAAGGAAACUAUAACUUGGUGUCACUGAAAAUUAUAUUAAUGUUUUUCCAGCUGCCAUAAUUCGAAACAUUCUAGACUUGUAGAAGAGGGACCCUGGGGUUCCUAUUUCAAUUUCUAUGAUGCCCCCCUGAUGCUCAGAAGCCAGAUGUGGCCCCACAGAGCCAGGCUUGUACCACAGCUUAGAGGCAUCGAGUUUCCAAUUAAAGUCA
Messenger RNA from Cricetulus griseus (Chinese hamster), 1843 nucleotides. NCBI's taxonomy places the organism in Eukaryota, Metazoa, Chordata, Mammalia, Rodentia, Cricetidae. The record is from RefSeq and is a predicted model, not a curated record.